Molecule: messenger RNA, 378 nt
Organism: Durusdinium trenchii
Lineage: Eukaryota; Dinophyceae; Suessiales; Symbiodiniaceae
Source: the annotation of a GenBank genome assembly
GAGUUCACCUUGGCUCCCGAAGAGCUCCAAGUCUAUAAGGUCUUAGGUACUGAAGAGUCCUUGCUGGAGUACAAUGCCCAUGCGUCCAGGUUUGCUCGGCCGCCGGACUGGAACGAUUGGAAAGCCAUGUACACUCAAUUCGACUUGGAGCACACUCUGGGGACGGUGCCGUACCGCUGGGAGCAGCAGAACCAGGAGGGCGAGGAUUACACCCAUGCCAACCUUGUUAAGGCUAGCCGCACCGAUGGGGUGGAUGGCGCUUAUGUGAUGAGCUUUGGGUUGAGGUCUCCUUUGCAAAGCCGCUCCCUGUGGUCCUUGCGUCUGGCCCCGCCUUCUGGGAUGCCGCCCUGCCGGGCCGCCGGAAGGCUGAGCUCGUGA